Molecule: messenger RNA, 5003 nt
Organism: Gopherus evgoodei (Goodes thornscrub tortoise)
Lineage: Eukaryota; Metazoa; Chordata; Testudines; Testudinidae
Gene: SEMA4D
Product: semaphorin 4D
Exons: 19
Coding region: 596-3124 (842 amino acids)
Biological process (GO): positive regulation of GTPase activity; ossification involved in bone maturation; negative chemotaxis
Molecular function (GO): chemorepellent activity; semaphorin receptor binding
Source: RefSeq, a predicted model, not a curated record
CUUGUCACAGCUUGAGCCCGGGCUGCCUCCAGCUCCCCUCCCUCCAAGUCACAACCCCCAGCAUCCCCUCCCCCUGGAGCUGCUCUCGGCAGGGCAACAAGCCCUCAGGCUGCUGCCUUGAGCUCCCUCCUCCUCCCCCUCCAGCAGCAGCCGCCAUACUGCGGGGCAACCCAAACUUGUUACACACUGGCACCAACUCCUCCUCCUGCUGCUGCCCCCUGUUGCAGGCGCCUCGGCAGCUGCACGCAGAGCAGCGGGAGGCGGCCCUGGGAAGCGGAGGAGUUGCAGCCUUGCAGUUUAAUUUACUUCUAAGACAAAACGGAAGAAUGUUCUCAAGAGGCAGAAUAGUUGCUGAGAAACACUGUGGAAAGUGUGAACAAUCGCUGUAUUCUGUGACCUGGAAAAUGUGUAUUACCUUGGAGAAGUAAUCUAUUGGAUGCAUAGGCUUGGGAACAUCUUUCCAACCUGUUUAUUGCAACGUUAAGUUCGGCAAUGUCUACCCUAUAACAUACUAUUUGGAACUGGAGAUUUCUUCUGCAAAAGGAACAUUAGAUUGCAGUUAUCCUCCAACUUCCAUACAGCAAGGACUCCUAUCAUGGCUCUCUCUGCUUUGUAUGCAGCUUUGGGUUUAUUGUUUGGAGCAGCAGCAGCAGCAGCAUUUGGUCCAGUACCAAGAAUCACUUGGGAACAUAGAGAAGUACAACUGGUCCAUUUUCAGGAGCCAGAAGUGUUUAACUAUUCAACUUUAUUACUAAGUGAUGGCAAAGAUGUUUUAUAUGUAGGAGCUAGAGAAGUGAUCUUUGCAUUAAAUUCAGUGAAUAUUGCUGAAAAACACCAUGAGUUGUAUUGGAAGGUCACUGAAGACAAAAAAACUAAAUGUGCGGACAAGGGCAAAUCCAAACAGACGGAGUGCCUUAACUAUGUGCGUGUCUUACAACCGCUGAAUGAUGAUGUCCUCUAUGUGUGUGGAACAAAUGCAUUUCAACCAAUCUGUGAUCAUCUGAACUUAAUGUCAUUUGAACUCCGAGGUAAAAAUGAAGAUGGUAAAGGUAGAUGUCCAUUUGACCCUGCCCAAAGCUACACAUCGGUUAUGGUUGAUGGAGAACUUUAUUCAGGAACUUCCUAUAACUUCUUGGGAAGUGAGCCUAUUAUUUCUAGAAACUCUCAUCAGAGCCCGUUGAGAACAGAAUAUGCAAUACCUUGGCUUAAUGAACCCAGUUUUGUUUUUGCUGAUGUGAUAAGAGCAGAUCGAAACAGCACUGAAGAAGACGAUGACAAAGUGUACUUCUUUUUCACCGAGAUGUCUGUGGAAUAUGAAUUUGUUGGAAAGCUGAUGAUUCCAAGAAUAAGUAGAGUGUGCAAGAGGGACCAAGGAGGAUUAAGGACUUUGCAGAAAAAAUGGACCUCCUUUCUCAAGGCCAGAUUGAUCUGUACCACACCUGAUAAGAAUUUAAUUUUCAACAUUAUCAAUGAUGUUUUUAUUCUGAAGUCUCCAAGUUUGAAGGAACCAGUGAUUUAUGGAGUUUUUACCCCACAACUGAAUAAUAUGGGGCUGUCAGCAGUGUGUGCAUACAACUUGUCUACUGUGGAAGACGUUUUCUCCAAAGGAAAGUAUAUGCAGAGUGCCACAGUAGAACAAUCUCAUACAAAGUGGGUCCGAUACAACGGAGAGAUUCCUAAACCUCGACCUGGAGCUUGUAUAAACAAGGAGGCCAGAGCAGCGAACUACAUGAGUUCUCUAAAUUUACCGGACAAAACCCUACAGUUUGUUAAAGAUCACCCUCUAAUGGAUGACUCGGUGACCCCGAUAGGGGACAGACCCAGAUUAAUAAAACGAGAUGUGAGGUAUACACAGAUCGUGGUAGACAGAGUCACAGCACUCAAUGGCAGCAUGUACAAUGUUAUGUUUGUUAGUACAGAUAAAGGAGCCCUGCACAAAGCUAUUAGCUAUGAAAAUGGAAUGCAUAUUAUUGAAGAAAUACAACUUUUCCCAAAUUUUGAGCCAGUUCAGACACUGUUGCUUUCAUCAAAAAAGGGCAAAAGGUAUCUCUAUGCAGGUUCCAAUUCUGGUGUGGUUCAAUCUCCCGUUGCAUUCUGUGACAAGUACAGCACUUGUGUUGACUGUGUUCUAGCUAGAGAUCCCUACUGUGCUUGGAAGUCACAUGAAGCCUCCUGUAUUAAUAUUCUUAAAGAAGAUGAAAUUGAAAGGGAUUGGAUUCAGAACGUAGGUGGUGAUGCCUCUUCCUGCCCUGAUAAAGUAAGAGAGAAUUCUCUGCAGCAUACAUUCAAGCAUGGGAGCACAGCAGAACUCAAAUGUUCUCAAAAAUCCAACCUGGCCCAGGUAGUUUGGAAAUUCAAAGAUGAUGUAUUGAAAGUUGAGAGCCCCAAGUAUCGUCUUCUGGAGAAAGCACUGCUCAUCUUCAAUUUAUCAGAAGGAGAUAGUGGUAUUUAUCAGUGUUUGUCAGAAGAAAAAGUGAAGAAUAAGAAAUUUUCUCAAGUGGUGGCUAAACAUGUUUUGGAACUGAAAAAAAUCCAGCCUACUACAGUGGACCCAAUUCAACCAGCAGCACAGACGGAAGCCUCAUCUUCUAUACCUUUCCCUCCUACUGGUACCUCCUUUUUGUCCUGUGUGGGAAGUGAUUCACCUCCUUCACUCACCAAUACCAUGCCUGAUGUUUGGUCUAGCACAGAGCUUGUAAUGGUCAUGUUGUUACCACCUUUCCUAAGUGACCAGGCACAGCAUGUUAGUGUCCAUGGAACCUUUCACCUCUUCUGUCAAGCCACUGGUCCCAGUGAUGCACGUUUUGUGUGGAAGAAGAAUGGACAGAAAAUGGAAGUGUGUGUCAGUGAGCAAUCUCAUGCAUUGGCUGAUGGCAGAGUGCACAUUCUAAGCUGGGUGAAAGAUGCUGUAGCAGAAAACUCAGAAUACUGUUGUUCAGUCCUCUCAAAAGCUGGAAAUAAAACAUCAAAAGUGCUCAUCACAGUGGCAGGAAAAGAUAGUAUUGGUCAGGCUGAAUGGGUAAAGGAGUAUGACAGCUGGAGAAGUGCAGUCAGUGAACAUCAUGCAAUGAUGCAAAACUGGAAGACGACCUGGGAGAGUUGCAAGAAGACAGACACCCCCUGAUGGACAGAGACAGGAGUAAGAGCUGGCUGACAGGAAAAUAAAUGUCUGCAAAAUGAGGCUUCCAGUUACUCUAACCAGCAUAGCUGGCAGGGGGGCUUACUGUUCAGGAGAAUCUACUGAAGAUUUAGGCAAAACAGGAUUUCCUCACUGCACUGAAGAAUGUUUUAUCUACUACCAAGACAACUCCCCCACCCCUUUUGAACAACCUGAUAUCAGUUCUUUUUUUUGCUAAUUAUGGAGGAAGAGUGUUCCUACUGAGACUUGUGCUGCUCAAACAUUGUAAUGCAACCCCUAAAUCCUGUUUUAAGCAGAUGAGGUAAGUUUGAUUGUGAUGUGAAUAUAUUAGAGCAGUGGGGAUAUAACAAGGAUUUGGAUCACUUAUAUUUUAAAUGUUUUUCAGAAAAGUAAUGGGGAAGAAUAAGGUUUACCUUGAAAGUCCAUUCUGGCAUUUUAAAGAACAUUCCUUUUUGGGCUGGGCAAAAUUUUCCUUGUUUGCAUAAGCAGGCAAAGCUACAGUAAUUUUUCAAAGAGAAACUACUGUGAGAUUCAUCAUGGACAUUAAUACUUUUCAUGAAUUAGAGACUUUAAAUUGAAAACAAGUUUAACUUUCAAAACAACUUCAGUUAAUUAUACAAUUUUUCCUGUACCAAACAAAAUUUGACUAGUUAAGGUAUUUAUUUACAGGACUCAGAAUAUAGUUGGCAUAAUGUAAAGCACAGCACACAAUGUGCUACAAAAUAUGAAUAAUAAUUGGCACUGUGGAAGAUCAAGUCUGAUUUAUGCUGAACAAAUAUUCAGCAAUUGAUGGAAUCACAUUAGCCGUUUAUUAUUUCUACUAAAAAUGUGCAGAGAAAACAUUGAGGUAGCCACUCAAAUUUUGGGGACCUACUUGUCCUGUUUUGUUUUAAAAUAAGUUUUAUCUUUCUGCAAAGGAUCAAUAAAAAGUUUGAGAUGUUUCAUUGUUCUCUUUUCCUCACUUUUUACGUAAGAGCUUUGGCUUGAGUGUGCUGGGAAUGGUCAUUUAAAAAGUAUUGUAUUCUCUCCAUAACUCAAUGUAUAGGAAAUAAAACUUUUCCACACUUACCUGAAGAAUUCCUUUCUUUGAGCAACAAGCUCUACAGAUCUUUUACAAUGAUACUUCAGCUUGCUUGGGGAUCAGACUUGGCAGCAGGGAAUAUCUCAUACUUGUAGUUCCCUCUUGUUAAGCACUUGCACAGCCAGGAUAACUUCAACUCUACUUUAAGUCACAUUGUUAAAUAUACUUUGCUUGGAGAAAUUGUUUUUCCUCAUUAAGUAAAAUUUAAGUCCUUGAAUGUUAAGUGGAUCCUUCGGAAUUGAGACGGAAAUUGACUGUAGGCUGUGCCAACUCUGUGGACCUUAUUGCCUGAAGAAAGUAACUCACGUUGGCACAGCCUGGAAAUUUAUCUAGGGUCCACAGCUCUAUUACAAUGGGACUUUCAAAGCCGUGCACCUCCAGGGUGGGAAGCAGGACAUCUGCCCUGGAGAAGACUUAGCCAAUGCCAUUUCCUUUCUUUUGGCAGAAGACUGGUUGACUAAUAUGUAGAAUUUGAUGAAGGCAGUCUUAGUAGAGUAGACAUGACUAUUCUGCCCUGAGAUUCUCAGGCAUCCAAGUCCAGUCCUGAGCACUAACUGAAGAGCAAUAUUUCUAGUUUACUUACAGAAUUUACAUACUGACAUGCAUGAGGCCUACCUUCUGAAUUAAAAGUACAUACUACGUCUUGUGGGAGUUCCCCACAUCCAUGUUCAAUCUGGAUAGUGCUGUGAGGAGUAGAAUGUGUUUUGAUGGUCAUGUUCUAUGACAUCAUGGAACUGAAAAAAGUUGGUUGCCCUAAGGAAGCAUUUCACAUUAUGAAUCUUC